Molecule: messenger RNA, 4352 nt
Organism: Coccinella septempunctata (seven-spotted ladybird)
Lineage: Eukaryota; Metazoa; Arthropoda; Insecta; Coleoptera; Coccinellidae
Product: sorting nexin-13-like
Exons: 18
Coding region: 222-3380 (1052 amino acids)
Cellular component (GO): early endosome
Molecular function (GO): phosphatidylinositol binding
Source: RefSeq, a predicted model, not a curated record
CACUGGACGUAGAGUCAUUUUAAUCGAGAUAUCUCUGCUUCACUGUCAUCUUUGUAAACAUAACCUGAAAAUCCAGAAAUCUUACCCUUGGAUUUAAAAAACAUUUAAACGAAAAAGAAGGUUCAUGUUUAUUGAAAAAUGUUUGAACGACAGGGAUGGAUUUGCUUCACCCACUUUGCUGAGGGAUAGUUCAAAUUCAUAAAUACAUACAUUUCUUCAAAAUGGACUUGAAAAGUUGGGGUUGGAUUGGCUUAUUUGCUGUUUUGUUAAUAUCUUCACUUGGCCUUUACUGGAUAUUUGUAAUAAUUUUGUGUUUACUCCUAUUCUCACUUGGUUUCUUCUCUUACAUGAAUGCAAAACUUGGAGAUGUGGAUGAAUUUGAGAGUAGAUUUUAUGGAAAUCCUUUAAUAACUGAAAACUUCGAAGGAGGUAUUAAUCAGUUUACAGAAAAACUGGAUAAUCCUAAGUAUGUCUCUAAAAGUGAUACAAGAGUAACUGGAAGUGAUGUAAUUGAUAGUUCCUUACAAGAAAUUUUAGGAUACAUUAUCCGAGAUUAUGUAUCUCCCUGGUAUAAUCUUAUUUCUGAUGACAAAGAAUUUCCAGAAGUUACAAUCAGAAAGACAGCUCAAACUUUUGCCAUAAAUAUUUCUAAUAGGAUCAAAGAAAUUGAUUGGAUUCCAUAUCUAACUACACAAUUAGUAGAUGAAGCAGCUUCACAUCUAAGAUUAUUCAAACAGGCAAGGACUAAAAUGCAGCUGCUUUCCAUUCCUAAAACUAUGAGAAAUUCGCCAAUGAGAGACUUCAAAAAUUCACCUAAGAAAUCUUUCCACAAAAGAAAUAAAAGUGAAACAGACGUAAAUUGGUACCAUAAACGAGCAAAUGAAUUGAAGAAUGAGCAAGAAAGACUAUUGGGGAACUCGAAGCUCCAAAAUAGUGAUAAAAGAAGAGGUAUUACUUUAGAAGAUUUCUUUUUUGAUUUGGAACUAGUUAUGGAAAGCAAUCUUUUAUGUAGAGAUGGUGUUUGUACUGAUCCAGAUCAGGAAAGGGAAUAUUUCUCGGAACUAACCCAAAUUUUACUGUACAUACUUUUACCUGAUGAAGACUUUCAAUGUAAACCGCUUCGAAUACUUUUGAGGGAAAUAAUUUGCAAUGUUGUGAUUUUACCUUUAUUUAAAAUGUUAUCAGAUCCUGAUUAUAUUAACAGGAUCAUGAUAUGGCUGUGCUUGGGUGAAGCAUCCUUACCUAGCGAAAUUUUUUUAACUGUAUUGAGGAUAACUGAUAACUGUGAUGAGCUUAAAAGUACCAAAGAAAUUGUCCUGGAGGAAAUUCAUAUUUUGAGAUCUAGAGACUCUGGAGCAGACAAUGAAACAAAACAAACACUAAGCAGCUUGUUAUAUGUAUUGAAAUUGAUAGAGAGUCGAAUAACUAAAAUGGAUAACAUUGAUUUAAGAGAUUCUUAUGGUUUAGAAUAUAUACAACAAGAUAGUGCUAGUGCAAUUGAUUUAACUUUGGAACAGAUUUUGAAGAACAAUGUAGCUCUUUCCUACUACCUGGAUUAUAUCACUAGUCAAAAUAAACAAAUUGAUUUAUUUUUCUACUUAAAUAUUGAAGGUUGGAAAGUUUCUGUUGAGCAACAAUUAUCAGAUAUACACAUUAAUAAAAUGAAAGGCAUCACAGAAAAUAUACAGUCAAUAUAUAAUACAAUUCGCACAACAGCUCAAAGUAUUUUUGAUCAAUAUUUGGGCGAAAGAGCUGAGCAGCGUGUUCAAAUAAAGCCCUCUUUAGUGCAGUCUUUAUACUUCAAAAUAAGGAAUCUCAAUGAAAUUCCUAGUGAUCUUUGGUUUGAUGAGGUCCAACAAUAUAUUUAUGAUAAAAUGGAACACAACCCCGAUUACCUUCCCGCAUUUAAAAAGAGUAAGAUCUAUAUAAAACUACUUCAGGAAUUAGAUCUUAUCCAGCAAACUUUGAAUGAAUAUGAUAGUAUAAGCUUGAAUAGCGACGAAAAUUUAGAAAUUACCAUAACUGAAUCUAAAAUUGAAAAUACGAAUUUACAAACUACAAAACCUCUGGAGGAUGGAGCUUAUCUUUGCAUAUCUGAUAACAUCCAAAAGAGUCAGCGUCACAUGAGGUCCUUCAGUGAUGUUGAUGUUGUUGUUUUCACUGAAAAUGACAAAGUAGCUGAACCCAAGAUAUCACCAAACAUGGUGGAGAGAGCCUCCUCUGCUGAUGAUAACAAUUUAGUGGAGAAGAAUUUGAGAUCAGAAAACUAUACAUUGACAGUAAAAAUUAUUGAAACAGGUAUUGUAAGUGAGAAAGGAAAAACCUUUGGUAUAUACGCAAUUCAAGUCAGUAGACAGCACGAAACAGGUUUUUUAGAAGAAUGGCAUAUUUACAGAAGAUACAGUGAUUUCCACGAUUUAUAUACGAAAGUUAAAGAAAAGUAUCCAGACUUAUCAAAACUUACUUUUCCUGGCAAGAAAACAUUCCAUAACAUGGAUAGAUCCGUAUUAGAAAAACGCAUGAAAAUGCUAGGAAACUACAUGAAUGAAAUAUGCAAUCCAGCCGUAAUAUCCUCACACAAUGGUCUAAAACAAUUGCUAAUGACAUUUUUAGAACAAGGAGAAUAUGACAAAGCCACCGGAGGUCCAAUAUCAACAACUAUCAAUAAUCUAGUGAAUCCCAUCAAGACUGGAAUGAAAACGAUCAAAAAUAUGCCAGAACAAUUAAUUAAUACAGUAGAUGAAGUUGUAGGGGGCAUUACGAAGGUAUUCAACAAUAAACAAGGCCGGUCUACAGAGUCAAGCAAGGUUGGAGCUAGUAUUGAAGAGACUGAUGAUAAUAUUCCACUAAGAAUAUUUUUAUUACUCAUGGAUGAGGUGUUUGAUCUCAAAUCCAGAAACCAGUGGCUAAGAAGGAGGAUUAUCACUUUAGUGAGGCAAUUUAUUAGAACUAUGUUUGGAGAUAUCGUGAAUAGAAAAAUUCUGGAUUAUGUAUCUGUGAUGACUAGUCCUAAAAAUGUGGCACAUUAUCUUUCUGUAUUCAAGCAAUCUAUUUGGCCCAAUGGUAAUAAGUAUGAGAAGAGACCUGAUAGAGAUGAACACACAAAAAAUAGAACUAGGGUAGCUGCAAAAGGUGCUUUAUUGUCCUGUUUGUCAGAUGAACUGAAGCAUAUUGUAGGAUCUGAAACAACAAGAAGGGGUUUGAUGACAGUGUUUGAAUUAUUCCAGAACCCAACAUUGAAUAAGAGAUUGUUGUUUGUCCUAUUGGAAAGCAUAUUGAUUACUUUAUUUCCAGAAAAAGAUAUGAAUAAAAUAAUCUGUACUCUCCACUCGAGGUCACAAAGGUAUCAGUGCCAUUUGAAAAACAAAAAACUUGUAUGAAACCAAAGUGCCAUAAUAACUGUUAUGAAUUUGGCCAAAUUAAGCUUUUUUCAGAUAUUUGCAACUUUUCAAAAGCUUCUAAUUCGUACACAGAUAAUUUAACUCAGCCAAAACUUGAUGUAUAUAUAUUUUUUAUCAUAUCUGGGUUCUUUGAACUAUACUAUAAAAUAAAAAUUUUCGACAUACCUGAUAUCAUUAGCAUAUUCUUUCUCAAAGUUCCCAAGAUUUGUUGAACAUCUUUAUUAUUUUAGUGGUACUUUAUAAACUGAAUAUUUAGCAUGAGGCAGGAUCAUUUUUGUAUUGUUGGAAAUCAAAAAUUUUAAAUGUAUCCUAAGAAUUGCGCACAAAUAUCUAUACAUUCACUUUUAUGGAUUCGCCACGAUGUAGAAUAUGACAUUUUUAAUAUCCUUGAAUCUUUUUAUAUUGCUUAUAUUGUAGUAUCAAUUGCUUAAAGGGAAUUAUUCUAAUGAAACAUAUAAAUUAAACAGAACUAUUUUUUCAAAUCUUUGGAACAAAUGAGAUGUUGAUGAAAUAAAUAUAUUAAGAUAAAAUGAAGGUAUAUGGGAGUCGUUCACAAGCUUAAAUGAAUGAUAUUUAGAUACUCAGGAUCAGUCACUUAGAAUAUUCACUCAGAAACAUUCCUAAAAAUGAAAAAUAAAGUGCAUUUGCUGGUUGCCAAAAUAUGAAUAACAUUUGUAUUCAUACCAGUUUGGAAUUAUGGGAGAUAAAAUAUUUGUAUUCUUAUGUUCAUUAUUCUUCCUCAUCAAAUUCAUUAAAAAGAAAUAUUGAGGAUAAAUAUAUUGAACAUUUAGUAUCAUAUGUUGGUAUAUAAAUCUUUCAUCAAUUGCUUUGUACUUAUUCACUUUAUGUAUAUUUUCCAAGGCACUAGCAUAUUAAACAUCACACUAUUCUAGGAAAACUUAUUGAAUUAGCCCUCAAUUUGUUGGAGCUUUAAUAUAUACUAUUUAUUUA